Messenger RNA from Clupea harengus (Atlantic herring), 2629 nucleotides. Its product is annotated as peroxisomal succinyl-coenzyme A thioesterase-like. Bases 65 to 1465 code for a protein of 466 amino acids. NCBI's taxonomy places the organism in Eukaryota, Metazoa, Chordata, Actinopteri, Clupeiformes, Clupeidae. The transcript has 11 exons. The record is from RefSeq and is a predicted model, not a curated record.
UUCUGAACACUGUCUCCAAAGCUACUGCAGUGGUAGGUCAACGACGCUCAGGUGAAACGCAGUCAUGAUUUUCAGAAGUUAUUGCAUCUUGGCACAGAAGACUGCACGAGUGUUAGUUUCGGGUAGACAUCAACUUCCGACUUGCAUCUGGCUAAGUCUUCGUAGGUCGGCGAGCUCAAUGGCUGUGUGUCCGGUGUUGUCGGUGCAACCUACCCGGGCACUGGUGGACGAGAAAUUUCAGAUAGUUGUGAGAAAUCUACACCCAAAACAAGAGGUGACGGUCCAUUCUUUACAUCACUCUGAGGAUAAAGACUACUGGGAGGCGUUUGGCCAUUAUAUCAGCGACGAAAAUGGAACCGUUACAGUCAUGGAAGAUGCAAGCAGAGGUGGGACCUACACUGGAACUGAACCCAUGGGCCUACUUUGGAGCCUGCGGCCCAUUCCUGGUAGCAGACACGGGCUCAGGAUGCGAAAGAAGAACGUUCUGUCUCCAAUGGUGGUGAACAUAUCCGUCUACAAAGGUCACAUGAACCAGGGGUUUUCUGAAGAGGCCGCAUUGGCGACGGUUGUCACGGAGAGAUGGUACCUGGCGCCAGGUGUGCAGCGUGUGGACAUUAGGGAACAAGGGGUCAAAGGCACACUCUUCAUACCACCAGGCCCGGGGCUCUUUCCUGCAGUCCUGGACAUGUGGGGAGGGGGAGGGGGGCUGGUGGAGUACCGGGCCGCCCUCCUGGCAUCACAUGGCUUUGUUGCUUUGGCGUUGCAAUACCUCACUCCGAAUAAAGAGCGGACGUUGGAUAUUGAGACCGGAUACUUUGAGAUGGCGUAUCAUAUCCUGCAGUCCCUGCCUCAGGUGUCUUCAGAUAGAGUGGCUGUGCUUGGCCUGUCCUUCGGGGCGUCAGUCACCCUCACACUCGCAGCAUACUCUAAAACCGCCAAGCCCCGGUGCUGUGUGUGUAUCAGUGGUAGUCAUGUUCACCCUGUCAACAAGACCCUCUUUGAGUUCUUCCAGCUAAUGAACCAGAGCUUAGCCAAGUCACGCAUUGAUGAGAAUAAUCAUGUGAUCUGGAGAGAUGUCAUUCUGCCCAUCCCUACUGAGCCUGAUCUUAAAGUGGAUGUGGGCAAGAUAAAGUGUCCUCUGCUGGUUGUGAUCGCUCAGGAUGAUCAGAGCUGGGCCACUGUGGAGUCCACUGAAGACAUGGAGCAGAUUAUGGAGAGGUCUGGAAAUCGUCACCUGCUGACGGUGUUGUCAUACCCAGACGCAGGUCACUUGAUUGAGCCUCCAUACACACCACACAUCCGGUUCAGUAACUUCAUCAAUCAACACAACAGGGAAAAAGUGAUCAUGCUGUGGGGAGGUCAGACUAAGCCUCAUGCAGACGCCCAGGAAGACGCAUGGGAGAAGAUCCUCCUCUUCCUCCAGAAACACCUCUACCAGGAUAUACCACCAGAGGCCAAGCUAUGAAACUGCUCUCUCUCUCUCUCUCUCUCUCUCAAACACACACACACACACACACACACACACACACACACACACACACACACACUCUACCAGGAUAUACCACCAGCGGCCAAGCUCUAAAACUACACACACUCUCACACACACACACACAUCGUGAUGUACCAGACACUUCUACCAGGCACCACCAGAUACUAAACUCAGGUUUAACCACCAGCAUCCACCAGCGCUGGAACAGACUUAAAAAAAAUGUCCCAGAUCAAUCUGUAAAACCACAACAGGGCUACAAUCACCACACAGUCUCACGUCAUCAUGUACCUCAACUGGUUGCAGUCAAGGAAACAGAUGCUAUUUAAUAUACCGUGACUGCAUAAUGUUGUGCCUAUGUGUCUGGUAUGGGGUCUCCUAGGGUUAGGAACUGAAGAGAGAGCCAUAUUCUGGUCACCAUAGCAUUAGAAUGCUGUGCUCCCAACAGUAUUCUAUAACAAUGUGCUGCUGUAGUAACGGUGAAAGGUUCACAGGUAUUGCUUAAUGUCAUGGGCUGUCCUAGCUAGUUGAAGGUUCAGCCCCAAUGACUUAGGAUGACUGAAUGCAUUUAUAUACAGUAGGAUGUGUUGGUUUUUCAGACGUGUGGUUAUUUGAGACUCAGUUCUGUAAGAGAUGACUGUAUAUAUCCUGCUGGAGAACAUAAACAAACUUGACAAAGCAGCCAAUCUGACCACUUAACGGGGGUCGGCCACGAGGAACCAUCACAAGCCACGGCUCAGCGAAACCCAGUUAUAAUCUAGAACAGCGGAAGGUUGCCACAUCCGUUUGCAUUAGAAGUCUAGUUAAUUUACAUUAAGAGCCUACUGGGGAUCUUAAACAGUAUAUAUGGCUAGAGUUGGAGAGGCUGGUGGGUCAGACCUUCGGGCUGAAUCUGUUACUACUCUUUACCGGAAUGAAGACUGAUUGCUGAAUGAACCACAAGAAACAUUCUUUUUACUUGCUGCUCUGAAAGUCUGUGAAAAAUCUGUCCUGGUCAGGAUGUCACAGUCCAUAGUUGUAAGGAUUAUGUUAAUACAUUAUUUAAUGGAACAUUUUAUUUUUUUUAAUAAAUGAAAUAAUUGGAUUUUCAGUUGAGUGUGUCUGGUUCUAUAACAUCCAAAUCAGAAAAUGCCAGCAGCUGUU